UGGCGUCGGCCAGAUGUCACAGGAAUAUCUUACCUAACUGCAGCAGGAAAAGGCCCCCAAAACAACGCGAUGUCAACUUUCCUGGUGUACCUGUUUGUCUUCGCAAACGUGAUGGCAAUUACUCACCCCUACUUGCUUUCUGACGACAACUCAGGGGCAUGUUACGAUUCCAUUUUACACGACUGUGGAACUCUGAACAACUCAUCAUGUAAGCAAUUGCGGGAAUUUGUGGUCCAUAGCUGCCCUGUCACCUGCAAAAUGUGUGACUGCUAUGACGAGUUGAACACGAGCAUAUGUGCGGAUUUUAUGGCCCGGAAUUUCUGCAGCAUUGCGGGUGCGGCGUGCAGAAGGACAUGCAAAAUAUGUGUUGACGAUUUUAAUCCAGAUGCCUAUCUUAAAGGGUUUCUUUCAACUAUACCAACAUCGACCACAGUGAAGGAUAUGACAACAACAGCAGCGCCCGUCACAACAACAUUGGCCCCUCUACAGACACAUUCCUGUAACAAAUACGGCAUAAUACUGGAGCUCGCCAAGACUAACACGGUGACCCACCCCAUGGCACAUGUGUGCCCCAACACCCACGAGCAUGGCGACUCGGACGCUGUGUUGUAUCAGUAUUGUCAAGCCCCAAACAGAAGUAUAUGGACUUUCAAUACAAAAGUUGUAGACAAUUGUGACCGUAUCCCGCCGUUUACUGCAAUUCUGGGAACAGAACCCUUUAACACGUUGGCUGCUGUAUUCAUACAGUGUGAGGCAGGAGGAUUUAAGAUAGCGGCGCAGCGAUGCGGAGAACCAAUGAAAAUUGUCCAUGUUACCAUGUCAACAACGGACUACCCAGCUGCUGAUAAAUAUUACAUUUUGGAUUGGCCAGCUCAAUAACUCUUAUUUUUAUAUAUGAUACACUAUCCUAGUCUGUUAUCGACUAAGAAGAUGGCGUAUGUGCAUUUGUAAAGUUUAUAAAUGUAAUAAGAUGUAAUUUCUACGGAAUAAACAAAAGUUAA
Molecule: messenger RNA, 1001 nt
Organism: Mya arenaria
Lineage: Eukaryota; Metazoa; Mollusca; Bivalvia; Myida; Myidae
Exons: 9
Coding region: 70-879 (269 amino acids)
Source: RefSeq, a predicted model, not a curated record